AUGGAUGAGUUAACAGAUGGUGCGCCUUCGAGGUUGUAUGAAAGGUUGCGACAGAUUGAAGGCUACACUUGGGACGAAACUACACCGGCUAUUCACUCCAGUUAUGAUACUUGGCAAGUCUUUGGAACUCAAGAUUUAACUCGUGCUCCACAGCCUACCAACAGUAACGCUCAUGUCACUCUGCAAGAAACUCGCAACAAUCUCUCUCGGCAAGAAGUCAAUGAUACUAGAAACAGCGACCUUUAUGAGGAAUCCGAGGAAAGAUCGACCCGCGAAGUAGUUGCGCGAGUAUCAACCCACGCGCUCAGAGAGGAGAGAGCCUAUUAUCUAUGCAAAAAACUUAUCCGGACAGUUGAUCCCGAUGGAGACCACAUGAUACGUCCUGUUAAAAUUUUACGGCUUCCUAGUCAGUUCGGCGACGAUGGACCUCUUGUGGUUUGUAUCUACGAGUACAUAGGCGUCAACUACUUAGCAAAUGUUCUUGAUUUUGGUCCCGCUUAUUACAGAGGACGGCAAUUGGGUAUUGAGAUCAAAGCAUUUAGGGACGAUACCCCCCUUGAACUUAUGCCAUUGCAGAUGUUUAUGGACUUUGUAGUGGGUGCUACAGAAUGUUUAGAGACUAUGCAUCACGGCCAGGGUAUUAUACAUGGUGAGAUUAGAGGUGACGCUUUCCACAUGACUAAUAAGUCGAAAAAAGUACGGCUAUUGCAUUUUGGCUCCGGUUUGCGAACUUUUGAGCACGGCUUAACCAGCAAUGGAUGGUCAAUGUUGAGUAAAGAGGUCGGCGCCAAGAAUAAAUUAUGCUUCAUGGCCCCGGAACAAACCGGACGGAUGCCUGCCGAACCUGAUAGUCGAACUGAUAUCUACUCUCUGGGAAUUUUAUUUUGGACUUUGUUAACUCAAAAGCCCGCUUUUGAGGGUGAAACCCCUAUGGAUAUAAUACAAGGUGUCCUAGGACGAAGAUUACCCUCGGUAUCAAAUAUAAGAUUAGAUAUCCCGGAUGUUAUCGGUAGAAUUAUCCAAAAGAUGACAGCUAAGAAUAUUGGUGAAAGAUAUCACUCAAUUAGUGGUCUGAGGCAUGAUCUUACUGAAGUUCGUCGACUACUCGGGACAGGCGAUUCUAUAGCACUCCAAAACUGGAAAAUUGCGACUAAUGAUGUUUCAUCUUUCUUUGUUCUCCCUUCAAUUAUGAUUGGUAGAUCUGAAGAGCACGAUAAAAUUGUCAAGGUAAUUGACACAGUAUCACGACGGCACUCGAUUGCUCAAGUAAACGAGACAUAUAAUGCGUUACCUUUUGGGUCUAGCUUAACCGAAGGACGGCUUGAAACUCUUGAUGCCGCUUUUGGUACAGUUGAUCAAGCAUCAAGCGAUGGUGAUGCAGCUAGCUCGAUAGAUGGCGGAUCCACCUCGUUUAUGACGAAUGGUUUAUCAGGGGAGCUGCGACUUCACAAGGGAAAUUCGGCUCAGCACAGGAUGACACCCAGUUCACAACACCAGCACAAUGACAGCACGGAAAAUACCAUGAGGAUAACCUCCAUCAUUAAACCAUGGGAAAAAACAAGUGCAUUUUCCCUUGAUUCACCAUUAAGCAUUGCUGAGAGUAACAACUCAGAUCAACUAUCAAAGAUUUCAUCAGAAGGAGUAGGUAGCCUUGCUGGGUUCCGUAAUACCCAGAAAUUUCGUCGCAAAGGGCAUUGUGAUGUUGUCUGUAUUUCAGGAUUGGCUGGUCUAGGAAAGACAUGUCUAGUAGAGUCAGUCCAAACAGAGGCACGGCGGAGAGGGUACUUUGCCAGUUCCAAGUUUGACCAGACAAAAACGACUACAUUCGGACCAGUUUUAAAGCUAUUAUCCAGUUUGUUCAAACAGGUUUUCUCUGAGAGUGAUACCGAAACCCCUUUUCAUCAGAUGCUUAAGAAAUACGUUCAGCCCGCUUGGCCGAUGCUCCACAAAGUUCUUGAUCUACCUGUAUUUCUUUUAGGAACCACAGACACUCCUAUAAACGCCCGAAUCGCCAACUCUACAUCUCUGGCUCAGCAAUCUUUCAAUAAAAGCCUAAAGUCUAGCGUGAAGCGAAGAGAUUCUUCCCCUUCAAGCUCUCAUGGAAAUAUCUUUAGCAAAAUACUCGGCGCUCAAAGUGCGCAAGAUUUUCUCCGUGCUGGAUCAUCGACAAAGUCAGUUCGAUUGCUUAACACAUUCCUCGAAGUGCUAAGAAUCUUCACCUUACAUAAAUUUAUAUGUUUUUGCUUGGAUGAUAUCCAAUUUGCGGAUGAUGAAUCUCUCGACCUAAUCACUCAGAUACUAGCUUCUAGAAUGAGGAUGGUUAUUAUUGUCACGUACAGGCCAGAUGAACCACUUUCUGAGAAAGUUAAGGAGAUAAUUGAACCUUCAAAUAAUAAAGAACUUAUAAGAACCGGUGCUGUUAGCAUCACUAGAGUUACUCUAAAACCUCUUAACGAAGAAGAUAUCAAGAAAUAUGUUGCAGCGACACUCUGCCGGGAGGAAAUAGAAGUCGUACCACUUGCUGCCGUAGUAAAAUCUAAAACUGCCGGAAAUCCUUUCUACAUGAGAGAGAUGCUUGAUAGUUGCCAUCGAAAACAAUGCAUUUACUACGACUAUAAAGAGAGUUGUUGGCGAUAUGAUAUUGAAAAAAUUUUCAAGGAGUCUAAGAGCUCUAUGUACCAAGAGACAUUGAAUAGCGAAUUUAUGACGAGCAGAUUCAACGAAUUACCUCCCGCAUCUAAAGCAAUUUUAGCAUGGGCAUCAUUUGUCGGUAGCCCAUUUUCUUUCAAUGUGAUACAGAAGUUGCUGAGCGGGGAAUUUGAUUACGAGGACUCACUUCCAAGCUUGAGCAUGUCUCGACCACAAUCUUUGUCUCACUCGCAGGAAGAUGCCAUCGAAGGGCUCCAGGCUGCAAUACAGGCCUGCAUUAUAGUUGCAACUCAGGAUGAUGAGAAAUUUCGCUUCGCACACGAUCGAUACCUACAAGCAGCAGCUUCAUUUGUCGCGUGUAGUGGCCCGAAAAUGCACUUUAUUAUUGCACAAACUUUAUUUAAGUAUUACUCAGAUGAUCGUAACAAAGAAAAAAUUGCGAUUCAUAUUGGUGAAUCAAUUGAAAUUAUCAAGGCUCGUGUAGCUCAAAGACACAAAUUCCGAAAAAUUCUUUUUGAAUGUGCACUCUCAGCUGCAGAAAGUGGCGCUCAAAUAACAGCAGCUGGAUAUUACAGUAAAUGUUUUGCUUUACUUCAAGACGAACCCUGGAAAACUGGCUCUGUUGAUGUGUUAUAUGACGAAACUCUCCAAUUACACAUACGGGCUGCUGAGUGCUAUCUAUAUAUGGGCAAGUAUUCUGAGGCCAGCAAAAUUUUAGAAACAGUAUUUUCUCAGGCCUGUAUGGAGGUGGAAAAGGCCCCGGCGUGGGUUCUUCAGUCGCGGAUUUAUGCUCAAGAGGGUAACUCUCCUGCUGCCUUUCGAGCCUUAAAGGCUUGUCUUUCAGGCCUUGGAAUUCGAGUUGAUGAAACUAGCUUUGAAAAGUGCGACGAGGAAUUUGAAAGGCUUAUCGUGAAAAUUCAGUCAUCAGAAACAGACGCACUAAUCAAUAAACUUUCAAACAAAGAUUCGAACCUUUCUGCGGUUGGAGCGGUUCUUGUGGAGGCAAUCUCUGCUGCCUAUUGGACCGACCAGCUACGGUUCUAUCAAAUGACUUUAGUCAUGGUUAAUACGCAUCUUACGAGUGGAGGUUUUCCCCAAGCUGGGAUGGCUUAUAUUCACUUGGCAAUGAUUGCUAUUACCAGGUUCAAUAUGAUCAAAUUUGCUUGUCAAAUGGCUGAGAUUUCUCAUACUCUCGUGCAAAAAUGGCAAGACCCCUAUACACUGGGCCGGAGAGGACUAAUUUACUCUCUUUUCGUGGGGCAUCUUCAGCUUGAUAUUCCAGACUUAUUCUCCCCGUCUGAAGAAGCCCUCGAGUAUUCCAUUCAUGCGGGCGAUAGGAUGGCCACCAUCUUGAAUUUCGGGUUGGUUAGCAACAUGAAAUUUUUUAUAUCUGAAAAUAUGGCCGACCUAGAGGCAUUUUUAUGUUAUGGUUGCGAAGAAGUUCCAAACUGGAGCCUUGACACUAGGGGUGGUACCAUGGCUAUCGCUAUCCGUCAAGCUUGCCGUGCACUCCAGGGCAAGACCUUAACUCACGAAUCUUCCAAAAUUAUGAGCGAUGACCAACACGAUUCUCACGAAUACAAGUUAUGGUUAAGCAAUACCCUUGAAAAUUGUGACCGGCAGAUGCUAUAUUAUGAGGGCAUAGAGAUUGCACCACUUUUCUUAUUUGGUCACUAUAAAAGCGCAGUCAAAGUAGGUGAAUCUUGCCUUAAGUUGGUAGAUACUGUUUGGUCACCUCGAAACAGUCGAUUUUUGAUGUUCAUGUAUGGCGUUUCUCUUGCAGGCUUAUUAUGGUCCAAGAUUUCAGAUCCCCUCAGAACUGUUAGCGGAGGAAUUGAUGGUUUACGUUCAGACGCAGAGUAUCUCAAAAGUGAACAAUCCCUACACAAGGAUCUUCGAGAAACUGUCCAGCAAAUACAAUGCCUAAGAAAAAAAAUCGAAGAUUGGCAAACUGUAAAUGAUGUCAAUUAUCUGGCGUGGUCAAAGAUACUUGCUGCGCAAAUCGCCGAGAUGCAAGGAGACCAUGGAAUUGCCAUGAAGUACUAUGAGCAGAGUCUAGACCAUGCAUGCGCACAUAGAAAUUUCUUCGAUGAGGCAUUAGGAAAUUAUUUAUUGGCUGGACUACUCCUCAGGACUGGCUCACAAAGAGCUGCCAAGGGAGCUCUGCGUGAGGCUGUGCUGCUAUACAGAACUUUUGGUGCUAUCGGCGUCGCUAAAUAUAUUGAAAACGAACAUAGCUUACUAUUGCAAGGCCCAACAAAAAGCGAAAGGUCAGCAGACGUAGCUGUGCAAACAAAAUUCGAUAGGAUGUCGACCUCCACGCAAUACUACAGUUUACAAAAUGUCGAGGCCCCAAACUCGUCACAAUCCCGUACGCCGACUUCAAAAUCUAAAGGCGAAAAAAUGGGGCCUUGGGACGGCUCAUCCACUCGAGAUAACACAGAAUCUGGUUUGCCGGCUUUAGACAUGCUUGACUUGACAUCGAUUCUUGAAAGCUCCCAGGUGAUAUCUAGCGUAUUACAAGUUGAUCAGUUGCUAAGGAUCAUGUGUGAGAUUAUCCUACAGAAUUGUGGGGGUCUUGCAACGACAGCAGCUAUUGUUGUCGAGGAAGAAAACUUUGGUUGGAAUAUUGCAGCAAGCGCUGACCCAGAGAAGGGUGCUGAAGCCCACAUUCCCGGUAUACCCCUAGGUGAAACUGCACUUGUUGCAGAGGGGGUGAUUCUUUAUUGUACAAGAUUUAGGGAAACCGUCUUUGUGCCUGAUCUUAUCCGUGACGAAAGAUUUAGCAAUGUCACAGAAGCAUGGGCUACUCGCAACAAACAUAGCAAAUCGGUCAUAGCUAUUCCUAUAAGUCACGGGACCAACUCCCUCCUAGGAGUGCUUUACCUAGAAGGCGAACCGAACGCUUUUAACGGCAGAAAUUGGACACUACUUCAGCUUCUUGUCAACCAGAUAGGAAUCAGUUACUCUAAUGCACUCACAUGGAAAGCAGUUGAGAAAGUUUCAGCUUCUAACAACGCUAUGGUUGACCUUCAAAAGGAAGCCCUUGCAAAAGCAUUAGAUGCUGAAGAAAAAGCUAAUCAAGCUAAAGCUGAGGCCCUUCGAAAUGUACAGCUCGCAGAAGAAGCAGUCAAAGCAAAAUCAAUAUUUCUCGCCAAUGUUUCCCAUGAGCUUCGUACACCCCUUAAUGGCGUCAUUGGGAAUUCAGAACUUCUGCGUGAUAGCUCUUUAACAGGAGAGCAAGUUGAGAUGGCAGACUCGAUACGCAUAUCCGCAGAUCUCCUCUUGACCGUCAUCAAUGAUAUUCUGGACUUUUCAAAGAUGGAGGCUGAUAAAAUGGAGCUGUACAUUGUUGCGUUUAGACCUGAUGAAAUGAUGCGCGAAAUUUUUAGAUCUGUUUCAUACAGUUAUAAAGGUGGUGGAAAAAAUGUUGCGUUUCUUCAGGAUAUCGAACUUCCUCAAUGCUUAAUAUAUGGAGAUCCCGUACGAUUACAUCAAGUUUUAGGGAAUCUCGUUAGUAAUAGUAUGAAAUUUACUGAAAACGGAUCAAUUGUUGUCGGGGCCCGAACCGACUGGGAAUCGGGAGAAGAAAUUAAGUUAAAAUUCUGGGUAAAAGAUACUGGCAUUGGUAUUCCUCCCCAACAGUUGGUCAAAUUAUUCAAACCAUUUUGUCAAGCCGAUGCCAGCACUGCAAGAAAAUAUGGUGGUAGUGGACUUGGUCUCAGUAUCUGCAGAUCGCUCAUUGAAUCGAUGAUGGGCGGAAAAAUUGAACUCGAUAGCACUGAAGGUAUAGGCACAACCUGUUGGUUCACCAUAACUUUUACGAAAGCCAAGCAAGCUGCUCCCGGUGACUGUCAAAAGGCAGUAGAACAGCAACCUUCUCGAGCUAUCACCGAAGAACCAGAACGCUCCAAAAUGACAUUCCCAAAUUUGUCUCGCAUUCCAAACGAAGAGUUGCGCGUUUGUAUUGCAGAAGACAAUCCAGUCAAUAGGAAAAUUGCCGUUAAGUUCAUGCACAAACUCGGAUUCAAACUCGUGGAUUCUUAUGAAAAUGGCUGGGAAGCAGUAGAGGGUCUUCGUUUGAAAUACAAAGAAGGUCAACCAUAUCAUCUAGUUCUGAUGGAUGUCCAAAUGCCAGUACUUGAUGGUUAUGAGGCUACUAAACUUCUCCGGCGUGAUCCUAUCGAAGAGAUUCGAAAAAUUUUGGUCAUAGCUAUGACUGCAUCAGCAAUUCAAGGUGAUAGAGAAAAGUGUCUCGACUCGGGUAUGAACGACUAUCUUGCCAAGCCUGUUCGAUCAAAUGUGCUGAAGAUGAAACUCGAUCAAUAUCUUCGACCGCCUCAAGCAUCUAUACCAUCCUCGUUAGGAGAGAAUAAGAGAAUACCUAGCGAUACUUUGUCUGACAAGCGAACCUCACUGCAAUAUGAACUACCUCAUCGUAACGUUUCACCCUAUAAUGAUCACAGUACUUUGUCUUAUGCUGAUACAAAUGUUCCACGGCAAAUCCCAACGGAAAUUAUCGAUUCUGUAUCGCAAGUUGAUGGAAUAGAUGAUAAUUUUGAUAUGUCCAUGUCUAGGCCAUUGUCUGGCAACAAGUCUGUCUAA
Blumeria graminis f. sp. triticale is the source of this 7254-nucleotide messenger RNA. The record is from the annotation of a GenBank genome assembly. NCBI's taxonomy places the organism in Eukaryota, Fungi, Ascomycota, Leotiomycetes, Helotiales, Erysiphaceae.